AUGGCCCCGGCAGCUCGUGUGAGCCUUCCCACGUAUGAUCCGGGCUUGAAUUUGAUCAAAUUCUGCCCUGCUAACGGGCUUUUCUUGUGUUCGAGUGGUGGGCCCGACUCAGUAAAGAAGGCCCCGUUCGUGAACAAGUCCCCUUCCGAUCGCCAUUGCCAUUUCUUCCAUUCCUCGGGUGUUGCUAUGUUCAUAGCUUUUUACCUCUUUGGUGUAUUGGUAAUCGGCGGCCUUGAAUCUGUUGCCUUGGCUAAUGAUGGUCGGGUGCGCGCUACCUCCGAUUGCGUAGAGCUCCCAAUGGGAGUAGUCGUUGUUGACGACAUGGGCGAAUCCCCACCUGACACGUGGCAUCCUCUGUAUGCACCCUAUUCCGAACCUGUUGAACGCGAUCGUCACUUGCAUGAUCGAGUCCUUGGAGUCCGUGUCUUGGAGAUGGUGAUGGCGGUGGAUCCCUCGAUGAUGUCGAUUAGCCCGUCGACUCCCUUGGAGAGCGACACGUGGUCGAUCCACACACGGCUCGACCCGUAG
This is a messenger RNA of Striga asiatica, 528 nucleotides long. Lineage: Eukaryota; Viridiplantae; Streptophyta; Magnoliopsida; Lamiales; Orobanchaceae. The record is from the annotation of a GenBank genome assembly.